This is a messenger RNA of Effrenium voratum, 372 nucleotides long. NCBI's taxonomy places the organism in Eukaryota, Dinophyceae, Suessiales, Symbiodiniaceae. The record is from the annotation of a GenBank genome assembly.
AUGGAGAGGGCUGGAGACGUCAACGAGCCACAGACUCGCAUGGGCGCAGGCCAUCCGGAUCGCAUCCGGUCCCUGGCGGACUCUGCCGAGGCUGCCGCGGCCGGCCUUGAGGAUGCCAAAAGCGCCUUGGAGCAGGAGGAGCAACAAACCGAGCAGCUGCGGCAGAAGGUAUCCCACCAGGAGUCAGAGCUGGAGAGAUUACAAGGCGAGCUGCGGAGCCUGGAGGCUCACGCUGCAGAGGAGCGGGGCGCGCGCCAGGCACAGAUCCAGCGGGAGGAGGCACUUCGCUCUGCGGUGGAAGAUGCCAGGAGGGAACAGGAGGCCGGUCUCUCGGCUCCGCCUUGUGCCGAGAAGUCGGGUCUUGCAUCGUGA